Molecule: messenger RNA, 300 nt
Organism: Staurois parvus
Lineage: Eukaryota; Metazoa; Chordata; Amphibia; Anura; Ranidae
Source: the annotation of a GenBank genome assembly
AUGCCUACCCAAUUGGAAGGUGCCAUGGAUACCAUGAUCCGAAUCUUUCACCAUUACUCUGGCAAAGAGGGCGACAAGUACAAGCUGAACAAAGGGGAACUGAAGCAGCUCUUGCAGAGCGAACUGACAGACUUCCUUGCUUGCCAAAAGGAUCCCCAGCUGGUUGACAAGAUCAUGAAUGAUCUGGACUCCAAUAAAGAUAAUGAAGUUGACUUCAAUGAAUUUGUGGUGCUGGUGGCAGCUCUGACUGUUGCCUGCAACGACUUCUUCGAGGAACAGCUACGUAAGAAGGGGAAAUAG